Molecule: messenger RNA, 2347 nt
Organism: Asparagus officinalis (garden asparagus)
Lineage: Eukaryota; Viridiplantae; Streptophyta; Magnoliopsida; Asparagales; Asparagaceae
Product: ankyrin repeat domain-containing protein 13B-like
Cellular component (GO): cytoplasm
Molecular function (GO): protein binding
Source: RefSeq, a predicted model, not a curated record
ACAUAACAAAUUGUUGAAAAUUUUCAAAAUUUAGCUCACGGGAUGCUAUUAUUAGACUAUUACUAACUGCCAUUUCUAUUGUUGACUCUAAAGUAGACCCUUGUUGAUUCUCUUGCCAUGCUUAAAAUUUGGUAAGCAGGAAAUAAGAAAUUUGUAUACAAUGUGUCAUGUAUGGUAAAGACUUUGCUAUAUAUAGCAAGAUUAUAGAGAGAUUUCGUCUAAAAAUACAGAGAGUACAAACUUUGAAUUGACGUGAGUGAAUCUAGCCUAUCUUUUUGGGAGAUCGCUCUCCCCUAACAGCGAGGCCAUAGAACACUCAUAAUCUUGGCAAAGAUGCAACCAUUUUUGAAAUGGAGGAGGAUGUAUCAAAAUAUGCGCACAGUCCAGCCCAUCUCGCUGUGGCCCGACGUGACCAUGUGGCCCUCCGCCGACUCAUCUUGACCCUCCCCCGUCUCCCAGAAGCAGAGGAGGUCACCACGGAGGAAGAAUCCAUUGCCAGCGAACGCGCUGCCGAAGCGGUCUCUGCCGUCAUCGACCGUCGUGAUGUCCCCAAACGCGAAACACCCCUCCACCUCGCCGUCCGCCUCCGCGACCCGACAUCGGUCGAGAUCUUGAUGUCUGCUGGUGCCAGCGGGUUUCGUCAGAAUGCCAAAGCCUGGGCGAUAGCGAUGAUAAUCAAAUGCCAUUCUGAUCCUCUUUCUCAGGCCAAAUUGUGUCGUAGAUUUCCUAGAAUUGUAGCAUCAAUUUCUAGAAUUAGGGAUUUUUACAUGGAGAUUACAUUUCAUUUCGAGAGUUCAGUGAUACCAUUUGUAGGAAGGAUUUUCCCCUCUGAUACUUAUCGUAUUUGGAAACGGGGUUCGAAUAUAAGGUUAGAUAUGACUUUUGCCGGGUAUGAUGGGUUUCGAAUCAAGAGAACCGAUCAAUCAUUUCUCUUUCUAGGGAAAGGGAAAGGAUCCGAAGUGCUUCCAGGCUCACUGGUUGUUCUUGAACAUAAAAAGAAGGAGAUUAGUAUUGCUUUGAAAGGACCAACAGCUCGAGGAAUUAAACCAGUAGUAGUUGAGGAGAAUGCUCGUAAGGUUGCUGUAAUGUCUCAGUAUAUUUCAACAGGCAAGAUUGAUGUUCAAGAGGCUGAAUUAGUUCCUCACUUGAAUUGGAGAAGACAAGAGAGGACUGAGAUGAUUGGAAGUUGGAAGGGAAAAAUGUAUGAUAUGCGUAAUGUGACGGUGAAUAUGAAGGCUAGGACGGUUCCCAUUAAAGUGGCCCAUGAGGAGUUAUCUGUGGAUCAUAAAGAAGAUGGGUUGGAUGAUGUGAUGACGAUGGAGGAGAGAAAGCAGUUUGAGGCUGCUCUUAAGAUGGGAUUGGAGGGCAACUAUGAAGACUUUGACAAUGGGGAGGAUAGUUCCAAGGAGAAGAAGAGUUGGUCUGGUGGUAAUAAUAAAAAGGCAUCAAAGGCUAUUGGAGAGAAGCACAAUGGGAAUGUUAAAUCUAAAAAGGGUAAGGAGGACCUGAUAGAUGGUAAGAAACAUAAGGGGAAAAACUCCGAGAAGAAGAAGAAGAAGAAUGGAGUCAUGGACGAUUCUGAUAAGGAUAAAGGCGAUGGCCUGAACAUAGGGGUGACACCCGUUUUGUGGUUAACCCCUGACUUCCCUUUGAAAAUAGACGAGCUUCUUCCGUUGCUUGAUGUUUUGGUAAAUAAAGUCAAGGCUAUGAGAAGGCUCAGAGAGCUUUUGGCAGCGAAGCUACCUCAAGGCACAUUUCCUGUCAAGGUAGCCAUUCCCUUGCAUACGCCUAUUGUUCGAAUCGUCAUCACCUUCACAAAAUUCGAAGAGUUCUCAGUGGACAGUAAAGCAAAAGACACCAAACCAUCCGGUUCAUGGUAUUCAUGGGCAAGAGGCCAAUUUAUCAGCAGCUCAAAAGAUGAGACCGAUCCUUUCUCUAUACCACAAGACUACACUUGGAUUGAUGCCAAUGAAAGGAAAACAAGAAAGAAGGCCAACAAGGUCAAGAACGAGCAAAAUGAGGUAAGAAUACAAAGUAGGCAACAAGAAAUACUGAAUGCCUACAACUCGUGGAUGGUGUCAAGGAGUAAAGUUACGCAGUAAUUAAUUCCUGAUGAUUUGUAGUUUGUAGCAUUGAUGAUGGCAAAAAAUUCAAAUUUGGUUUGUUAGUUUUUGUGUAUCAUUUGUUUAGUGGGUUUGUUUUCGUGGUUUGCAGUUGUUUUCUCCACUGUUGUAUGAAAUUGACGCUUGUAACCAAUUUGUAAUGUGGAGUUGGGAAAGGAGAUUAACUUCUUUAUCCCACUCUCUCAAUAUCCAUAUUUUAUUUAUUUAUUUAUUUAUAAUAAUAA